UGGAGACAUGAGCCAUGUCACUGCAUCAAGCAAACGCCGCCUGGGCCAAACGCUGGUUUGUUUUAAAGCUCCACGUUUCCCAAACAUGUGAGAGAUCCGGUGCUCUCGAGCUCCCAUCCAUCUUUCGCCACCUCGAGCUCCCCUGACCCUGACGUCCUUGGACAUCUCGACCAUUGUCGGCAAAGCUUUGGCCAAGAAUCAAAACCUCCCAACUCUUACAUCCCACAAAACCACCAAGAUGGGUUGUCUCAGCACUCUCAAGAUCUGGAGGAAGAAGGGCCCAGCUCCGAAGCCAGUCGUUACCCAUGCCAAGGGGGUCCACACUACAUCCAGAGACAGUUCCCGUUCAACGGCAACCUAUGAUGAGAAACACGCUUCCAUCGCCACCGAGGCAUCUUCACUUUUACCGUUCGAGGAAGCGAGACUCAAGGAGGAGGAGGCCGGAGACCCCGAAGUAGCCAGAAGACGAAGGGCCGAGGAAGAAAAGAAGAGGCAGGCCGAGAGAGAAGAACAGGAGCGACUGGAUUUCUUUCAGAUGAUGUGA
This is a messenger RNA of Podospora pseudocomata, 544 nucleotides long. RefSeq lists its product as uncharacterized. Bases 239 to 544 code for a protein of 101 amino acids. The record is from RefSeq and is a predicted model, not a curated record. The transcript has 2 exons. Lineage: Eukaryota; Fungi; Ascomycota; Sordariomycetes; Sordariales; Podosporaceae.